This is a messenger RNA of Necator americanus (New World hookworm), 945 nucleotides long. RefSeq lists its product as uncharacterized. Gene Ontology annotation, cellular component: cytoplasm; nucleus. Bases 1 to 945 code for a protein of 314 amino acids. The transcript has 7 exons. The record is from RefSeq and is a predicted model, not a curated record. Gene Ontology annotation, biological process: protein refolding; response to heat; IRE1-mediated unfolded protein response. NCBI's taxonomy places the organism in Eukaryota, Metazoa, Nematoda, Chromadorea, Rhabditida, Ancylostomatidae.
AUGGAACUUUGGCAUGUUCCACGAAUGAUGAGUCAUAUGAUGAAUGAAAUGAUGCGUGGCUUUGGUCGGUUCGACCCGAGCAUCUAUCCAUACUGGAGGGAUGCGGAUCACUCAGUGUUGCACGUGGCCAAUGAAACUCAACAGGUAGUUAACGAUGACAAGAAGUUCGCCGUAUCCGUGGAUGUGUCACAAUUUCAUCCGGGAGAAUUGAAUGUACAUUUGGAAGGGCAUGAUUUAGUGAUUGAGGGUAAACAAGAACACAAAAGCGAGAACGGCUAUAUGCAAAGGGCCUUCAUACGUAAAUGGACGCUACCGGAAGGAGUGGAUUUAGAGGGUGUCCGCACUCAACUCAACGAUAAAGACCAUAAAGUAUGCGAACGCGAUACGGCGCGACAUCAUGCGAAUGAAUGCGACAAAGCAUGUUUGCUUUCGCCUAUCGAGGAUUACUAUCACGCCAGCAACCAUUCAAUAGUAGUCAAAAUCAUGGAUGAAUCCUCGCCGUUUCAACAAAUGCUUAGAAAAAUGUAUCACAUAAUGGAUGAUUAUUUGAGAGAAGUAUCCAGACAUGGUGAUGAGGAAGCAAUUGCACCAUACUGGGAUGGAACCGGCUGUUCCAUACUUCAUGACGCUAACGAGGCUCAUCAAGUGGUCAACGAUGACGAAAAAUUCGCUGUUGCCUUGGAUGUGUCACAAUUCAGACCGGAAGAGUUGAAAGUGAAUUUGCAUGGGAGGGUACUAACUGUUGAAGGAAUGCAGGAAUAUAGAGAUGAUGACAGUUAUAUGACGCGGUCGUUUGUCCGCUCAUGGACAUUGCCGGAGAAUACAAACCUGGCAGAGUUGCAUAGUGUGCUAGACGAUCAAGGAAGACUUAUAAUUGAAGUCCCAAAGGAUGAAGUCAGCGAGGAGAGGAAAGAAAUUCCUAUUCGUUCCUCACGCUGUGAAUAG